GGCCUUAUUUGGGUAUUUACCUCAAUUGCUACUCUAUUAAUCAUUUUCCGCUUCUUUGUUCGCAUCAAAACUUUCAGAAGACUCUAUGCGGAUGAUAUAUGGGUCGCCGCAGCAUGGGUAACGGCAUUCUCCUCGACGAUUAUGUGGCAAGUUUUUUCUGAAGACAUGUACCGUGCCGUUCCUGUCAUGUCAAGGAAAGAAUGGCCUCCAACACAGAAAUCUUUGGAGAGUACCACCAUAACUAAGAACGCAUGUGCCGCCUUUACGAUGCUUUUCUACACCUCGGUCUGGUGCAUCAAACUAUCUUUUUUAUUUUUCUUCCGCCGUCUCUACCAAAACGCCGGCCAUGUCAUGCGCAUUUGGUGGUUCCUAGUUGCUAUGGUUAUAGCGACCUGGGCAGUGGCCAUGGGUACCAUCGAUUAUAGGUGCGAGUUCGGUCCAUACCUGUCUCAGAUCGACAAAUGUGGCCUCCAAUCUGCAAGUCGUUCCCAACGGAUCAUGAUCAGCCUCAGUUUCAACUGCGCCACUGACAUCUUAACGGACUUGGCUAUUCUCUGCAUUCCUAUCAGUAUGCUCUGGAAAACUAAAAUAAGUUUGAAGCGCAGACUCGCGUUGGGCAGCAUCUGUUCCUUCACAUUGAUUACCAUGAUCAUCACCAUUGCACGAGCUGUUGCUAUGACUCGGUUUAGCACCAGCUUCGAUGUGACUUGGAUGGAAAUGUGGUCGUUCAUCCAGCUGUUUUCAGCUCUAACAGUUGCGUGCCUUGGGUCGUUCCGUACCCUUUUUGUAACAAAAGCAUCAGCACAA
Aplosporella prunicola CBS 121167 is the source of this 807-nucleotide messenger RNA. RefSeq lists its product as uncharacterized. The transcript has 3 exons. The annotation marks the transcript as partial. The record is from RefSeq and is a predicted model, not a curated record. NCBI's taxonomy places the organism in Eukaryota, Fungi, Ascomycota, Dothideomycetes, Botryosphaeriales, Aplosporellaceae.